Messenger RNA from Pseudomassariella vexata, 3813 nucleotides. Its product is annotated as sulfate transporter family-domain-containing protein. Gene Ontology annotation, cellular component: membrane. Lineage: Eukaryota; Fungi; Ascomycota; Sordariomycetes; Amphisphaeriales; Pseudomassariaceae. The coding region runs from base 420 to 3674 and encodes 1084 amino acids. The transcript has 6 exons. The record is from RefSeq and is a predicted model, not a curated record.
UGGGCCCCUGUCGAAAGCUUGACAGGGAACUCACUGGGGUCUAGUGGGCGUGGGGCGCAAAACCAUGCACAUGCAAAUUUGUUUGGCUCGCCUGAUGAUGGACCUGAAGCUGCCCAUCCAUCCAUCCGUGGGUGACGAUGAUCAAGGUUCUCACUACCAUGCAUUUCCAUCUGCUUUAGCAACCAACCUUUUUCCCCCUCCCAUCUCGCCUUAUCAGGCUCAGUGGACGCCCGCCCAAUUGUGGUGCUUGGUUUUGGCUUUUACAGUUUUAUCAUUCCAUUCUCCCAUUUAGGGCGUUUCCAGAUUUUCUACGCCGUUGUCUCCGUGUCGUGCGAACGCACUGUGCUCGUUCUCCAUGUACAUAUCGCCUUGAGCGGACUGCGUCAACGCUCGACGACGACGACUUUGGGCCAUUGAUCAUGUCAAGUGUCCCCUUCGGCUUCACCUCAUGGAGGAGGAGGUCGCCGUCCAUUACUUCGCAGCCUUGCUCUCGAGAUAUCCCGCGGACGCAGAGCCCGAGUCAGGUCCAACGAGGUCAGGCUGACGCAAGAUUGCUCUCUUCUUCCGUCAGCUCGCUUGGAUAUCGCGAGCCCACGAGGUCUUUCAUCCCAGGUUCGGCCAGGGACCGAUUAUCCCCUGUUGAUAGUGCUAGCUAUGCCCGCAGUGUUCGCGAAGACACGGCAGAGCUUGCCUCCUACGUUCUAGCUGACAAGAAAGACGCACGCAGCCCCUCGUUUCUUACACGCAGAACGUCGGACGCUUCAUAUGCCGGCAUUGAGAGUUCGGGACCCUAUCAUGAAAGCGCCGGCGCCGACGAUGUGCCAGUGACGAAUGCAGAGACGAUCGAGGAAGUGUCGGAGCCAGGGACGCCAGACGAUAUCGGUGAACAUAACUCUGCCCCUGGGCCGUCGAUUCUCGCAAGCAUGAUCAAGAGCUGCCCUCGGCCAAAGAACACAAAUGGUCCGACAGAGACCGAGGCUGGCGGACAAGCCGUGAUGGCAUCGCCGGGCUAUCCGCCAGUCAAUGACAAAGUAAACGGCAGCUCUGAGACAACACCUUUGUUGCGGUCCAAGUCGAGCGUUUCUUGCCUGCCAGAUAGUCCUGAAUUGAGUGACGUCGACGACUUGGACGACAUCGAAAGUCAGAAACCUCGUCUACAACCGUGGUACCAUGGCUACGGGAGUGUCAGAGAAAGGACCCGGGUCAAAGUACGUGGGAUUGCAACUACGAUGAAUCCCAAGACCUGGGAUAAGAAAACAGCGUGGCAGCGUAUGGUCAUGGACCCAGUGAGCUGUAUGCCUGCCGUCGUCCUUGGGCUGCUGCUCAAUAUUUUGGAUGCCCUUUCGUACGGUAUGAUCUUGUUUCCACUUGGCAACCCCAUAUUCUCGAGUCUAGGCCCAGCUGGAAUCUCCAUUUUCUAUGUUUCAACGAUUGUAUCGCAAAUUACCUUCUCGAUCGGGAGUAUAUUCAAAGGUGUCGUUGGCUCCGAACUUAUUGAAGUUGUCCCAUUUUUCCACAGUAUGGCCGCAACCAUUACCGUCCUAGUUGGAGAAGACAAGCCAGAGGCCGUCAUUGCCACUACUAUUGUGUCGUAUGCGAUGAGCUCCAUGAUGACCGGACUUGCAUUCUGGCUUCUGGGUAAAUUCAAGCUGGGCUACAUUGUCGGUUUCAUUCCCCGUCACAUCCUGAUCGGCUGUAUCGGAGGUGUAGGCUGGUUUCUACUGCAAACUGGCGUCGAAGUAUCAGCUCGCAUGGACGACUUUCGCUACGAUUUGAAUACUGCCAAGAGACUACUACAGCCGGACGCGCUCAUUCAAUGGAUAAUCCCUCUUAUACUGGCCAUCAUUCUCUUCGUCCUCCAAAAGAAGAUUACCUCGAAGUAUUUCGUGUCAGCAUACAUCCUGUCUAUACCUUUGGUCUUUUACUUUUUCGUGUUAUCCUUUGACAGUCUGGACCCGCAAAGCUUGCGAGACUCAGGGUGGAUUUUCGAGGCCCCACGUGCGGGCGAACCGUGGUGGUAUUUUUGGAGUCUUUACAAGUUCCACCUGGUGGACUGGAGUGCUGUGCUUCAAACCGUGGGAGCAAUGUUCGCUCUGACUUUCUUCAGUCUCUUGCACGUACCCAUCAAUGUUCCCGCCCUUGCGCAAACCACCGGAGAGGACAAUGCCGAUCUCAACCACGAACUUAAGCUGCAUGGAUAUUCAAAUUUCAUUGCUGGGGCCCUGGGGAGUAUGCAAAACUACUUGGUGUAUGCGAAUAGUGUGUUCUUCAUGAGAUCAGGAGGGGAUAGCCGCCUUGCUGGAUUCAUGCUGGCCGCGUUCACAGGCGUCGUCAUGGUUAUCGGGCCCGUCGUUAUAGGUUACAUUCCUGUGAUGAUGGUUGGUACCUUGAUUUUCGUUCUAGGUAUCGAGCUUCUGGCCGAUGCCUUGGUCAACCCAAGACACAAAACCAAGUUGCUCGAAUAUUUGACGAUUCUGGCUAUCAUCUUGACCAUGGGCAUCUAUGAUUUUGUCGCAGGCAUUUUUUUAGGCAUCAUACUUGCUUUCGUUUCCGUCAUCGUGAAUCAAUCUCGCGUCUCGGCCAUCAGAGCUACGUAUACUGGCGACCAAGUGGGCUCCAUUGUCCGGCGCAAUCCCACCCAAUGUCAUUAUCUCCGGCAAGUCAGUCGGCAAACUUACAUUAUCAAGUUGUCCGGCAAUCUAUUUUUUGGGACUAUUGUCGGAGUUGAGAAGAAAAUUCGAGACUUGGUGGCCGACGACGCAUUUGCCGACCAUCCCAUCAAGUAUCUCAUUAUCGACUUGUGGCAAGUAACUGGCAUUGACUAUUCUGCUGCCGAGGGAUUUAUGAUUAUCAAUCGGCUACUACAAAAGCGGGGGGUUGUGCUGUUGAUCAGUGGCAAAGAUGCUGAUAGUCAUAUUGGACGAGAUCUCAGGGCCGUUGGUCUUGGUGAAAGUAGCGGCGAGGUCAAGUUUAUGCCCGACCUCAACUCAGCUCUCGAGAGUUGUGAGAACGAGCAGCUCAAGGCACUCUAUGCGCAACGAGAAGCACUGCGGGUGAUUCGGGAUUCGCCAUCCCGCAACCUUGAUGUUCCAAACUGCAACAAAAGCGUGACGAGUCCCACCCUGGACCUCCUAUCUCAGUCACCGCGGCGGAACCAUCUGAAUACAGUAGCCAAGAACGUGCUUGAAGAACACGAGUUGCAACGUGCUGAGCGUUGGCGCAGCAUCAGCGAGCCCAUCCGGCUCAUGCUACAAAUUUUCCACGAGCUCAGCGACAAGAAUGAAGACUUUUGGUUCCGGGCGAAGGCGUACUUCGUACGGAGAGAAUAUCCAGCCGGAACGGUUCUAUUCAAUCGCGGCGACUCGGCGGACGGCUUCUACCUGCUGGAGCGAGGCGAGCUGCGCGCCGACUACGACAUGCCCCAAGGCAAGCUGUCGGAACCAAUCGUCCAAGGUACGACCUGUGGCGAACUCCCUUUCUUCUCGCAAACCGAACGCACCGCGACGGUAUUUGCUGUGAAAGACUGCGUCGCAUGGUUCAUGGACAGGGAGAACUGGGAUAGAUUGCGGCAGCAGGAGAACGACAUCUACCAGGAGCUGCUCUGUAUCUCGUUGAAGCUUACGACGGAGCGGAUGAAUGCUAUUGGCAAUUAUACCUUGGCGAAUGCGAACUAAGGGAUGCUGUAGCGACUGGUACAACUGCAGUCAUUCUUGGAUGAGAGAAUGGCAUGCAAGCGCUUUGGCCCAUCCAGUUUCUGGGACUCAAAGACUGGCGUUUGGAUUGGAUAAGAAUUACAACAAAUUGCAUCAAUAC